Zootoca vivipara (common lizard) is the source of this 5968-nucleotide messenger RNA. It is a transcript of the gene CFAP70, whose product is annotated as cilia and flagella associated protein 70. NCBI's taxonomy places the organism in Eukaryota, Metazoa, Chordata, Lepidosauria, Squamata, Lacertidae. Gene Ontology annotation, biological process: cilium assembly; cilium movement. Gene Ontology annotation, cellular component: extracellular exosome; motile cilium. Gene Ontology annotation, molecular function: protein binding. The record is from RefSeq and is a predicted model, not a curated record.
CCUUGCAAGGUUGUUGUUGUUGGAAUGGUAAAAUUGAGUAGAAACCUAAGUAUAUCAGUUUGAUCCCCUUGGAGGAAAGGCAAGAUAUAAAUAAAUGAUAGUUCAUGUUCCUCUUUCUUUUCUUCUUUUAUUUAGCUGUUAUAGACACCUCUAUUCACCAGCAGAUUCUUCCUUCUAAUGGCUGCCUCACCUUCCUUUUUGCAUCCCGAGGUGCCGGAAAGAUUUGCCAAACUAGUGAACAUCACAGUGUUAGAUGGACACGACUUGGUGUCAAAGGAGAUGGACCAGUUACCUUUGUGCGUGCCGAAUACAAUGGCAUCGUCCUUGGUGACUCUGCAAAAGUGGAAAGUUCAGCAGAAGGAACUGCGAAAUAUAAUUUCACUACCACCUUUGACUGCCAGCCUGAAGGGCCACACAGCCUGGAUGACAUUGCACACAAACCUUUGCUAUUCACUGUGACAGAAGUCUUACCAAAGGAGAAGAAGCAGAAGGAAGAGAAGACCAUUAUGCUUGGUCAAGCUGUGAUGGACCUUCUACCUUUACUGGAAGGACUCUGUGAAUUUAGUGCAACACUUCCACUAUACCCUGUGCUUGGCUCUCCCCUGGAGACCCGGCCAGAUGCCAAGUGUGUCAUCAACGUAACAGUAUCUGUGCAGGAGAGUCUGCUCUCCCUAUGGCAGUUGUCCGAGGGCAAUCUCCUUAGAGUGACUGUGGAAGGUGUUUAUUCAGUCCCUGAAUCGUUCCUGCCCACUGGACCCCCACAGAACUAUAUGAUCGGUUUGCAUGUGCCUGCUGUUGGCGAGAAAGAAUGCCCCUUCCUGUUCAAGAAUGGAGUAUUGAAGUUUGGUGGUGAGAAAGAACCACUACCCCGGCCCAAAAAGUGGCCGGUCACCAACAUCUUAGCACCAGGAGGGCAGAAUAUCCCAGACUCCUUUAUCGUUGGUGGUGCUUACGAGGAGGAGGAUGGAGAGCUGAACACACCGGAGGAUAGAGAUCUCAGGAUCCAGGGAGAAACUAUUAAAAAACGGAUUAUGUGGGACUUGGAAAGGCGCUGCUACUUAGAUCCUCUUGCUGUGCUCUGUUUUCGAAAGCGGAUUGCAGAUUGUCGGUACUGGCCUGUGGAGAUCACCAGAGUGCCUAUAAUCACUUCCACCAAAACAAAAGGUGGAAAAGGAGACAAGGGAGGAGGAGGUGGCGGAGGAGAAGAAGAGCAGAUUUCAUUUCACGGUGUGGCUUACAUCAACGUAGUGCCUUUGCUCUAUCCAGGGGUGAAGCGGAUCCGGGGUGCAUUCCGGGUCUACCCUUAUCUUGACAAUGAGGUGUUUGAAAAGACGAAGUGUCUCUUCAGUCUUUUCCGAGACAUCGGCCAUCAAGCAGCCAUGAAUAAAAUAGGGCUGCUCACCCCACAUACCAAAGGUAUCCUUGGGAAGACCGCAAAGGAAGACAAGCCCCCUAAAGAGGUCAUAAUGAGAAAGGCAUCUAAUAUUGCAAGAAGGGACACAUCUGAUACCACAAUAAUAGAAGCGGCUGUAUCUAUAUGCCAGAACAUUGAAGGACAGCAAUAUAUCGAAAGCGGGACGUUUAUUGUGAUAGAGUUUGCGCUGGACAAACCUUUGGUGCCCAAGCGUUUGCCAGAGGAGCUCGCCAACCGGGUAAAGGAGAUGAUUCCUCCACGCCCUCAACUCCCUCGAAGGACUGCAGGAGCUAAGAAGGCAGUAGAAGAUUACCACUCUCAGGUCACCAGCAUUGCUGAGGCCAUUCUGGAUGAGUAUCACGAGCUGUUUGGCAGGCAGUUGGUUGAAGGGUAUGCCAUUGACAGCCACACCCUGGAGGACCAGAAAUGCCAGCUCAACUAUGAGCUCAACAGCUCUGGGAAAUACUUUGCUUUUAAGGAGCAAAUCAAGCAUGCCGUGGUGAAAAUUGUGCGAGAGAAGUACUUGAAAACAACUGCAUUUGAAAACUUGGACCAGCUCCAAGCUUUUCUGAGUGAGCUGUACGUGUACCUGGUGGAUCAGAUGCAUGUCGCUCUGAAUCAGGUGCUGUCCCAGCAGACCCCCAGCCCUCCUCCUCCCAGCUUUACCACCUCCGAGCAGCUCCGUCUUUUUGCCCGUGAAGCCGAGAAAAACAGAGACUAUAACUUGGCAGCGACUUACUACCAGGAGAGAUUGUCUCGUGACCGCCAGGAUAUCCAGAGUUGGUUGGAUUACGGCACUUUCUGUCUGCUGACUGAAAACAAUCUCAAAGCCCAGGAGUGCUUCCGUGAGGCUGUUAGCCUGGACCCCAAUCACCUACCCAGCAUACUGCUCUGUGGCAUCAUGGCUGUGAUGCUGGAGAACUACGAAGAUGCUGAGGUCUUCUUUGAGGACGCCACCUGCUUGGAACCCUCCAGCAUUCUGGCCUGGACCAUCUUAGGGCUAUUCUAUGAUAUCCAGGAGAACGACAUUAGGGUGGAGAUGGCGUUUCAGAAGGCUUUCAAACUCCAGAAGGCUUCUCUCCAGAAGGAACGACCUCCACCUGAUGUUGCAGAUGCAGUACGAAAGGUCUCCAUAUGUCCUUCAGCGGCAGAAGUUCUUUCUGUUUCAGCGGAGGAGGAGCUGCCAUCUGUUGAAGUUUCGGACAUCCCAGAGCCGUCCAUAACCAUCCAUCGGGCAGAAGAGGAGAAAAUUCCUAAGGUCGCCAGAAAGAUGUCUCUGGCUCCCAGUAGAUUGAAGCUGGUGCCUCCAAAAGGUGAAGAAGAAUCCUUUCACCGCCUGCACGAAGAGGAAGGAGUGCCUAAGAUGUCCAGGAGGGCAUCGAUGGCUCCCAGUAGAAUGAAGCUGUCUACCAUGAAAGAAACCAGAGUUGCCUUUGAGACAGAGCCUCCCCCACUCCCUCCCCCACAGCCCCCCAUCACCAUCUUCAUGGAGACGAUUAACUUUUUGAUGGACGUCAAUGCCUUCCAGUUUGUUCACAGGGCAUUGGCACAUGAGCUGCUCUGCCCUCAAGGAGGCCCCAGCUGUGACUACUACCUGGUGCUGGCUGAGACAUACAUGCUCAAGCAGGAAUACAGCAAGACAGAAGAAUGCCUGGAAAUGGCCGUCCAGAUUGAUUACCUGAAUCCAGAGGUUUGGGCUCAGAAAGGACAUCUCUGCUACCUGACUGGGGACUUUGCCGAGGCAAAGGCCUGCUAUGAACGGACCAUCAGUUUUGUGACUGAUGCAAAGGAUAUGCAUUUUGUCUACCUGCGGUUAGGAUCCAUCUACUUAGAGAGGAAAGAGUAUGAAAAGGCAAAGGACAUCUACCUGCUGGCCAGUAAGAAAUCACCUUCCUGUCUCACAUGGCUGGGAGUAGGAAUUGCCUGCUAUAGGCUCAAAGAGAUGGCGGAGGCAGAAGAUGCCCUCUCCGAGGCCAAUGCCCUCAACAACAACAAUGCUGAAGUGUGGGCGUAUCUGGCUCUCGUCUGCAUGCAGGGUGGAAGGCAGCUAGAGGCAGAACAAUCCUACAAAUAUGCUGUCAAGCUGGAGCUGGCCAACGAGGAACUGCUUCAGGAGAUCCAUGAGGUGCAGUUAGAAGUUGGUUUUGGCGAUCCGUCUUUCUGAACUCUUCCAAUUUAUGGACACUUCGACUGUUUUGAGCAGGGGGUGAACAAAGAGUUGGGUGUUACGCAGUAGGAAGAUAUGCCAGAUUCCUACCACUGGGCACACCAAUCCACAAUGCCCUGACCUUUUUUGCUGACGUUUAUUGUAUAAAGCAGAGGUGGAGAACCCUGUGCCCCCCUCCCUUGGUGUUGCUGGGAUCCCAACUCUCAUCAACCCCAUCUAGCAUAACCAACAGUUAGGGAUUGAUGGGAACUGGAGUCCAGCAAAAUCUGGAGGUUCACCCUUGGUAUAAGGAACCUGGAAUUUUCAGGUGGCAGCUUUCUAAGCAUCUGGGAGCAAAGUGGGAUGUCUUUAAGAAAUGCAGGUAUCUUCCUUGGGACAACCCCAUGCACAUGGCAAGGAUCUUGCUGUGCGGAGUGCAGAAGCCAUGCCAUCGUUGUCAGCCACGUGAACCAGUAAGGAACCAGAAGGGCUGGCUGGCUGGCCUGCAGGGAACAGAAGUGGCGAAGCAGCAGGCCUACUCCCCAAAAUUAGUGACCUUCAGACAUCAGUGUAACAUGGGUGUUUACUUAGCCCCACAAGGAUUGGUGCAGCAAAGUGGGAGGAAGAGAUGUGUUUUAGAUCACCUACAUUGUUACAACUGCACAUUCUGUUCAGGAGCUGCUACACCUCACAGCUGAAGCAAAAGAACACAGAAUAGAUUGGGUGUGAUGCAGUAUUUUGUACCCGUGGCUUCUGAAACAAUGUCCAUGGGUGCAAGCACACAUAGAGAUUUGGAUUGGACUGGAUUGGCUCAGCCACAUAAAUUGGUCAUAGAAGGAUCCUGCGAGUAGAGGCUAAAUCCUUGGAGACUUGAGUUCACAAGAUUGUCUAAGGAUAAGUGGUGCAAGUGAUCCCCUUUUUCUUUUACAAUACCGUCAUUGUAUUUUAUGCUUAACUUUUACUUUUUGUUGACAUGUUGAUGUGUUGCAUUUGUUUUGUGAACUGCUAUUGGGUGCUAAGUAAGAAGAUCAAGAGUUGUAGAGAGAAAUUAUUUUUCACACACACACACACGCUGACACCAAAAGCAGCCGCUUGACUGUAGGCAGCAAAAAUGUCGUUUUGAUUACAUUCCCAGGCUGUAAUCCUUUGCAUGCUUUCCUGUAUGCCCCGUUGAAUCCCAUGGGUUUUACUUCCAAGAAAGCACACACAGGAUUGGCUUGCUCAUGCUACUGUUAAUGUGACGUGCAUUUUAUGAUUAAUGCCUAUGACGCUCUAAUUGUUUCACUUUUAUUUUGUAAAUUGCCUGAAAUGCAAAGUUGGAAGGGUAUACACUAUAUAGAUAUAAAUAUUUUUCUGUGUGUGUUGUUUUUUAAAAAAUGUGUAUCUUGUUGUUACACCUGUAUCUUUGUCAGGAAAAGCAAGUGAAACGGAAUUCAACAAUGGUCACACAGAUACCCAUGAAUCUGCUUCACUUCUAGGCAUGCCGCAGUGGCCCUCCAGUUGUUGUUGGACUCCAGCUCCCAUCAGACCCAGCCAGAAUGGCCAGUGCUUAGGAAUGAUGGGAGCUGGAGGAACACAGGCUCCUCAGCUUCUGGUGCUUUUUAUCAGAAAAGACACUUGUGUUACAAUUGGGUUUUUUUGUGACCUAAGUUGUUAGGUUUUGGAUCCCCAAAAGUCAUAUGCAGCAAUCCUGAGUUUCUGUACUGUAUAUGAUUUAUUUUGAUGUUUUGUUUGUUAAGACUCUUCAGGUGAAAUGUGGUUAGUUCGGGAAGGGCACAGUUGGCAGAAAAAUUCUCUCUUACAUCAGUUCUUUGAGCUCUUGUGUAAUUUCUUUUCUGAGGCUUUUGGACUCCUUCCCAACAGAUUGUGCCCUUUUCAUUUUCUCUAUAACUAUCAGCCCUAACAAAGUGUGUGAGAGAGUUCUGAAGUUUAAGCUGGGUUCUUUCUGGGUCCUUGUCCGUCCUAGGAAAUAGUGUACAAAUGGAAUGGGAUUACAAUUGUGUUGCAGAUCUAUCAACCAGAAGAAGUGGACAUUUUUUCAUCUAUGUAUCAACCAGAAGAAUUGGAAAUUUUUUCAUCUGACUUUGAAAAUUUCCCAAGUAAAGGCAGGAGGAGCGUACGGUUUGAAAAUGACUACUGAAGCUAGCUCAUUUCUGUUUUUAAAAUAAAUAUAUAUAUAUGUAUGUAUGUAUGUAUAUUCAUUAAUUUACAAAAUGUGUGAGCUAUUUGUCUUUUUUUUAAAAAAAAUGCCUGUAACAACACACAGCUAUUAAAAAUUUAUAUGGAGUUGGGAUUUAAAAUUUACAGCUUGUUAUACCCUGAAAGAAAAUUUCAUGACAAUGAUAGUACCUUACACCAAUUAGCAAAAAUGUAUAAAUCAGAGUCGUGUACUUGCUGGAUGUGUCAAG